AUACACUGGCCUCAUCUCAGGACGGAUAUGGUAUAAUUCCAGGAGUUUAAUAAAAUAAAAGAUAUCCAUGUUGUGAACCUAGAUUAUGAUAAAAUGAUUUUAUCAAUAAUACUUCCAGUGAUUUUACAAACUGUUGUCUGUUCAGCGGAGCUAAUUACUGAACCUGAAGCUAGGUUUGGAGAACUAGUUUCUAGUGAUUCUGGGAUACAUGAUCAAGCAGGAUUAGAGACUGAACUAGAUAAUUUCGUUGAUCAAGGUGAUAAUGAAAGAUGGGAGGAAGAAUCAAGGAAAACAAGCAAAAUUAAAGAAGACAGAAGACAUUAUAAAGUGAAAACUAUAGAAGAAGAAAAAACGACUGAAGGUGCAGCGGAAGUAUCGUCCACAUGGACGAAUGAUGAAUUUAAUAAGAUAGAUGAAGAAAAGAUGAAGGAAGAAUAUAGAAUGAACGGUGGAGUACAUAUUAACCAGAAAACCGGAGGAUUAAGAAACAUUGUGGUAAAAAUUCCUGAUUCCUUCGAUCCAAGGGACUGCGAUCAGAUUCUAGAGAAUAUUCAGGCUGGGUUAGAGUUGAUGAGUAGAGAGGUUUAUCAGAGUUUAAAUAGAAGAAUUCUACUUGAAGAGUUCCAGAUUUAUGUACCUAGUACAUGGACUCAAGAUCAUUGUACUCAAACUAUCCUAGAAUCCAGCCAGCUCCAGGAUGCUAGUUUACAGAUUACACCUGGAUCUGUUGGUUCCCAACCCUAUACUCAACAAAGACAAGGUUGCGGAGAACCAGGAGAUAAUAUAUUCAUACCUUACUCCUACCUUCUCCUCAACUCUACAGAGACAGGACGUAGAUUAGGAAAUCUCUGGUUCCGUCUUAGAUACGGAGUAUUCGGAGAUAUUGACUCCGACCUAGAUCUUGUAUCAAGACAAUAUUCUCAAUGUCUGGGUAAAACUGUCAAGGAUAUUAUUCUCCAACAUGAAGAUUUCUCUAAACCUAAACCUAUCUCCUAUCCUAACUUUACUACACCUCAGAUAAUCAUUAUGAAGAGAAUACAACCUAAGUUUAUUAUUCUCCUUGAGAACUCAGUUGAGAUGAACCAUCAAGAUUACUGGGAUUAUAUCAGGACAGCUUGUAAGAAGUUUAUACUCCAUGAUCUACCUGAAGAUACAGAACUUGGUCUUGUUCUAUUCAAUGAUGAUGCUCAUAUCUCCCAUCCUGUAGGUAGAUUAGGACCCAGAGUAAUCUCUUCAACCAGGAACGGUUUAGCGUUCUCAAUACGAACCAAGCAUAAUCUAUCACCUAGAACUGGAAGUUGUGUAAAAUGUGGAGUUAUGAAGGGAAUAGAAGCUUUACAGAUAUCUGGUGCAUCAAGAGGAGGAGUUAUUAUUAUUAUUAGUCGUGGAGAUUCAUCAUCCUUUACAAUCCAGGAUGAGAUAGAAUUAAACCAGGUUUCAUCAAAACAUCAACUUCAGAUAUUUACAAUCUCUAUUCCUCAACCCAGUGUAUCAGAGCUUUCAAUACCAUUGGAGAGAUUAUCUUAUACUACUGGAGCACAGAGUUAUCUGGUUUCAACUCAAUCUCAAGAAGAUAAACCUUCUCUAUCUGUUUAUAUGAACCUAGUAGAUUCUCUUAGAGAGAUAUUAUCAUCAGUUCUACCCUACUCAAGUCAACUGAUAUAUGAGCGAAGAUUUGAAGGAAGCAUGGAUAUGGAAAGAGAAGAAAAGGAUAGUUUUAUUAUUGAUAAAAGUGUAGGUGUAAAUACACAGUUUAAUGUAUAUUUCCCAGAAAUAACUGAAAGUUAUAUUAAAUCUUUGAGUUUAUCUGAUACAAGAAGAACAAGAUAUUCAACAUUAAUGGAUACUACAGCUGGUUUACAUUAUUAUACUAUAUAUAAUGUACCCUGGGAUAUACCUGAGAAUAUUGGUAUGAGAUGGAAUUAUAGUUUAGUGAGAAUACCAUCUCCUAUACUACAAUGUAGUCAUGUGAUACAAGUUACAUCUAGUUCAUCUUCAAACCAUGAUAAACUAGAUAUAAAGAUAUCUAGUAACAAGGAUAAGUUUAAUGCUAGUGUAACACCAGAUUCUCCUGUUAUACUAUACACAGAACUACGGUACAACCAGAAACCUGUUCAUAAUGCUAGGAUUGAAGCAAAGAUUGAAGGAAUAAACAGAGCUGGAUUAUCCAUACCUUCAACCAGUAUAAUUCUUGUAGAUUCAGGUUCAGGGGAUCCUGAUAUUUAUCCAGGAGACGGAGUUUACUCCAGGUAUCUUACAAGUAUACAGGAGGAGGGUAGAUACACUGUAUCCGUCCAUGUAUCCAGUACUCCUAGUUCUCCAGCCUACCUGGAGUCAGGUUCAGGUCAAGAGGAGCUGGGUGAGUUCUCACGAGUAUUCUCCGGGUAUAUAUUUCAUAUAUCAAGUGUACAGAGAAGUACCGUGGAUAUUUCUCCUCCGUCAAGAAUAUUGGAUUUAACUGUUCAGGUUUUAUCAUCUCAAGGAGAAUUUGAGUUUAAAUGGACAGCUCCUGGAGAUAAUUAUGAUGAUGGUAAACCUACUUCUUAUAAACUCUUUUAUACUCAGGAUCCAAACAGUUUUUAUAAAUAUUCUCAACCUGGAUCUGAGCUUCAUCUUGUUCAGGGAUUUAGUGGUUCUAAACCUAGUGGAGAAAAUGAAUCCCAUCGUAUUCUAGUUCAGGAUUAUAAUAUUAACCUAUACUACUGUAUACUGGGGGUAGAUAAUCAAGGUAAUACAGGAGAAAUAUCUAAUAUUGUUGUAGCAUACAUGCCUCAACCCUAUUCUCCACUUCUACAUUCAGGACAAUCAUUGAGAGAGCAGGGUCAGCUCAGAGAAGGUUUGUUCAAUCCGUUCCAGGUGAUCAAGGAACCCAACAAGAUUAUCAUGUAUGCUGUUGUUGGAGUUGUAACUGUUGUAGUUUUUACAUUUCUUGUUGUUAUGUUAAUCCUAGUUGUGAGCAGGAAACUAAAUAGAAGAGAAGAUGAACCAGAACCUUUAGAUCCAGGAUUCAAGGAUAAUGAUCUUGUCAGAUUCUCAAGUAUUGAUCUUAACAUACACGGAGAUUCAAAACCUUCUCAGUUUAUCUCCAGGAUUGAUCCAUAUACAGAGAUUGGUCCUGACUCCAACUACAACUCCCAGGAUAAACUGUUCUACAGCCAUGAGAACCUAUAUCAGCAGGUUACAAUCACGACCUCCAGUAUAGAUCUGAACCUAGCGUCUUCUGCUAUAUAUGCUAAACCUCUCCCUAGAAGUGAGCGAGGUUAUAAAUCCAUCUUGAAGAAGAGAAGAGAGGACGGAGAUGGAGAUUCAAGCCCAUCAGAGCUCUCGGAUACACAACACUCCAAUCUUGCGUCGGAACAUUCGGGUUCUGGAAACUCGUAUCUUGAGAGCUACCUGGAGACCAACCUGGAUAAUCUAUCCUUGAAACAAGGGCCCCCAACCCUUCCUAAACCGUUCUUAUCCCUGGAUAUAACUCAGGAUUUGGCUCAGGGGCCCUAUACAAGUCCAGAUUUGUUGUACGAAUCCAGUAAACGGAUAAGAACAUGUACACAAGUUUAACGCACUACAUGUAAAAUCUCAACUUAUUCAUUUAUGUACUUACAUAUCUGUUAUAAACAUUUUUUACAAUUGCUCUUCGUAAACCAAAGAUUUUAUUAAUCAUUAUCUUUUCACCCUAAAUGUUGUUUUCCUUACACGCUCUAGUCUAAACUAAAUCAUAAAAAUUCAUUCAGUUCAUGGAUAAAUUGGGAGGUUUUCCCCUGUUGAUUAUACAUAUGUAAUUUUUACAAACAUUUUCAUACUUUUUGUAAAUAUUUGAUUACAAAAUUUCGCUUCUCAAAUAAAUAUCAUUAUUUUACAGAAUGUAGAAUUGUAAAAGUUCUUAUAUUAUGCUUAGUGUACAUGAAUGUACGAGUACAUAUGUUGUUUGUUUGUGA
Molecule: messenger RNA, 3935 nt
Organism: Eurytemora carolleeae
Lineage: Eukaryota; Metazoa; Arthropoda; Copepoda; Calanoida; Temoridae
Product: calcium-activated chloride channel regulator 1
Exons: 4
Coding region: 94-3558 (1154 amino acids)
Source: RefSeq, a predicted model, not a curated record